Messenger RNA from Toxorhynchites rutilus septentrionalis, 702 nucleotides. RefSeq lists its product as uncharacterized. The record is from RefSeq and is a predicted model, not a curated record. The coding region runs from base 24 to 650 and encodes 208 amino acids. The transcript has a single exon. NCBI's taxonomy places the organism in Eukaryota, Metazoa, Arthropoda, Insecta, Diptera, Culicidae.
CCUUCGUGUAAUAAACACCAGCAAUGAACCGUCUAAGUUUCGCCAUUAUUUUAUUUUUUCUAUCUCAACUAGCUAACGGCCAAAACUGGGCAUCGUCGAGCUGUCAGGGGUAUGGUUGCGCAACACAGCAAGGAGGUUGCGUCCCGUUUAAAUUUUGGCAGCAUCAAUGCAGCAGGGUGUGUCAUUACAACACGUGUUCAGCAGCCUCAUCACCCCGGAGAGUCUGCUAUAAAUUGAUCCAUCUGGCUACAGGAAAAUGUUUGGUGUCGAGGAACGUUUAUGAUGUGUACAGAUCACAGAAGUACGCAACCGUAGCAGUGAACGGACCGUUUAAGUCCUCGUGGAAUCUCGAGCCAGGCUAUCAAGGUGGAACCUAUUAUAUACGGAACAGUCAGACCCUGGAGUUUUUGCGAGUUGGUCCCAACAAUCGAAUUUAUUUGGUGCGUGAUCAACUGUUGGAUGUAACUUUCCAGUUCCGUCCAGUGCACAGAGGUGUGGCUUGGUCUCAAUUUCAACUGCAGGCCGUGUGCAACAAUGGGUAUCUGUACGUUGGCGGACAAACCGGUGGAGAAGGUUUGGUGCAAAUUACCUUUGAGCCUAACAGGAACUAUUACAAUACACUGUGGGGAGUUACAUCGUUUUAUUGUUGAUCAUUGAAUCUAUAUUGGAUGAAUAAAAUUGACUACGUAUGCAUCUCGAAGU